GAGCAAGUUCGUUAUGCAUAUGCCGGAGUUCCGGGUUUAUAGUGGUGUCUGUUCACGAAAAACAGAAUUGUAGAAAAUUAAGAAGCACCUCCCAACCAGAGCACCGGGUCAAUAAAUAGCUAUUUUUGUGUUCUCAAAAUAUUAUUUUAUCUUUUUAACUUCCGCUCCAAGGGGUUUUAACACCGCGUUGAGGAACUAGGAUUCAACAGAUUACAGUUUCGAUUUCGAACGUGGACUAGACGAGUACUCAUCUACAACUUUGUAAUUACAAGAACUACCUUCUAGUCUUUUGAAGAUAUAUAGAUAGCUUGUUACUUAUUAUUGGUACAAACAAUCGAUGGCUUGUGUACUGACAUCAGAUGAUCGGGUAGGAGAGGUCUUGCUGAGCAGAGUCGUGUGUGACCAGCUAGCAGAGGUGUCCUCGUCAGAAGGCCUGUUAAUGGAGACCCAGACGAUGGAGAACGAGCACGACGAGAGGAUUGUUACUCAGCUGGCUUUGAUGAUACGAAAGAUUGGUGAUGCCGUCGAGAAAGACGGGGAGCUGAAUGAUACGAUAGAUGGAAUAGUGGGGAAGAUGUCCAACAAGUCCAACUACUGGAAGGUGGCAGAGCAUGUUUUCGAGGAUGGUCACAUCACCUGGGAGAGAAUAGCUGUGCUGUUCUAUGUAGCAGGGAGGAUAGCUGUCAAAGUGGUGAUUGCUCAUUUGCCCCAGUAUGUGAAAGACAUUCUGACGUGGACUUUGGAGUACUUCAAAAGCAAAUUACUGAGCUGGGUCCAGGACAAUGGAGGAUGGUUGAACAGCUUCUCAGAGCUGGCGCGUGUUCAAGUGGAGAGGAUGAACUCUAUGAGUGGCUGGACUUCAGGGAUCUUCUUGGUCUUUAUCGGAGGCGUCCUACUGGGUAGUGUUAUUACCUGGAAACUAGCCAGAAGAACCUGACAAACUUUGGUUUACUAUACUUCAGGAAUUCUGGUUAUCACUAGUAAUGCACUAAACUAAACUACACACACACACACACACACACACACAUACUUUCCGUUACCCCUGUCUAUGCAACACCUACCCUCUGACUUGAAACUAAGAUGCGGUAAAGCUUUCAUGCAAAGACCUUGUGACACAAUGUCAGGCUAUGUGGGUGAUAGUCCCUCCCCUGUCUGCAGUAAGCCAAUCAUAUUAAAGUGUCAGAGCAGCAUCAUGUACUGUAACUGAAACCAUGUAAUUUUUAUACAAUGAAAUGUAUAAAUAUAACUUUGUGUACAAUGUUUUACAGAAAUAAAAAUAUAUAUACUUAUUUUA
Esox lucius (northern pike) is the source of this 1294-nucleotide messenger RNA. Its product is annotated as apoptosis regulator BAX-like. The record is from RefSeq and is a predicted model, not a curated record. The transcript has 6 exons. Gene Ontology annotation, cellular component: mitochondrial outer membrane. Bases 338 to 937 code for a protein of 199 amino acids. Gene Ontology annotation, biological process: release of cytochrome c from mitochondria; mitochondrial fusion; extrinsic apoptotic signaling pathway in absence of ligand. NCBI's taxonomy places the organism in Eukaryota, Metazoa, Chordata, Actinopteri, Esociformes, Esocidae. Gene Ontology annotation, molecular function: protein homodimerization activity; protein heterodimerization activity; channel activity.